Paramecium primaurelia is the source of this 1553-nucleotide messenger RNA. The record is from the annotation of a GenBank genome assembly. Lineage: Eukaryota; Ciliophora; Oligohymenophorea; Peniculida; Parameciidae.
AUAUGAUUUAAGCUGAUUCAGAUUCAAGUAGAAGAGUGGCAUACUUUUAUAAUAGAUUGAUAGGAAAAUUUCAUUAUGGUAAGGAACAUCCUAUGAAACCUAAACGUAUCGCAAUGGCUCAUAGCUUAAUAGUUAAUUUUGGGUAGUUGAAAAAUAUAUAAAGAUAGACUCUAUAGAUCAUUGGAUGUAUAUUUGAUAAGAGAAGCAUAAUUAGAAGAGUUAAAAAAGUUUCAUGAUCCUGAAUAUAUUACUUAUUUAAGUUAGUAUAUGAGUGACAAUAAGGUAAAUUUUGUAAAAGAAUAUUGUUCAACAAAUAAUGAUGGUGUAAUACCUGAAAAUUUAUUGGAAGAAUAUAGAUUAAUAACUAAAUGGAGUUAAAAUAAAAAUACUAAAAAUCUAAAUGCUGAAUAUAAAGUAGGAGACUCAGCAGAUAAUCCUACUUUUUCAGGACUUUUCUCUUAUUGUUAAUUCAGUGCAGGUGCAAGUAUAGAUUGUGCACAUACUAUUUUAACUGGAUAGGCAGAUAUAGCAAUUAAUUGGUCAGGAGGAUUACAUCAUGCUAAAAAGAAAGAGGCUGCUGGAUUCUGUUAUAUAAACGAUAUAGUUUUGUGUAUUUUAGAGUUAUUAAGAAUUUAUGUUCGAGUAUUGUAUGUAGAUAUUGAUUGUCAUCAUGGUGAUGGAGUUGAAGAAGCAUUUUAUUUAACAAAUAGAGUUAUGACUUUAUCAUUUCAUUAAUAUGGAGAUGAUUUCUUUCCUGGAACUGGAUAAUUGAAUUCAGUAGGAUUAGGAGUAGGUAGAUAUUAUGCAGUUAAUGUUCCAUUAAAACCAGGAAUAUCUGAUGGACCUUAUUUAGAUUUAUUUAAGAAAGUUACCAGCAGAGUCAUGGAAACUUUUCGUCCUGAUUGUGUUGUUGUAUAAUGUGGUGCAGAUUCUUUGUCUUUGGAUUAAUUAGGAGCUUUGAAUUUAUCUAUCAAGUAAAAAUUAAAUUAUACUAUUUAAAAGAGGACAUGGAUAAUGCAUUACCUAUAUGAAAUAAUUUGGAGUUCCAUUAAUCCUUUUAGGAGGAGGAGGUUAUACAAUUUAAAAUGUGUCUCGAUGUUGGGCUUAUGAGACAGGAAUAUGUUUAGGAUAAUCUAUAGAUGAGGUAUUUAAAUUAUUAAUUAAAUUUAGCCUAUUCCAACUAACGAUAUUUAUUACAAAAAUUAUCGUGGAGAUUUUCAUUUACACUUUCCAAUUCAAGAAAAUGUUGAAAACAAAAAUAAAGCUGAAGAUUUAAACAAAAUUGUAUCUUAGGUGUAUGAUCAUUUGAAAAACUUAGAAAAUGCACCAGGAAUUCAUUUUCAUGAUGUUCCUUAUUCAUUUUAUCCAAAUAUGGAUUUGGAAAAUGAUGAAGACAAUAAAAUAAGUAUUAUUUUUAAUAAUUAUUAAUAGAUAUGGAUAUGAAAUAGGAAAUAUCUUUAGGUGAAUUAGAAUAAGAAUUAGGGAUAUCUGAUGAAGCUAAUGCAAUCUCAGUUAAUUCUGGUUCUAGAAAAUUGCAUUCAAAAGAAAUAUGA